CGAAACGGCGCCCGAGAGGAAGAGCGUGUGGGGCGCGCGCGGGUGGAAUCUGGGCGGGCGAGAGCGCCACCCGUCUCCCCUCCUCUGACCCGGGCGUCGCUGUCGCGCUGUUCCUCUCAGCUCUCGCGUCCUCUUUCCCGGCCGCCUCCGCCGCGCCCGUCCCAACUGUCCCAAUCCCUCCUCCGGCUCUAGCCGCUCCACAACGUCCCGUUCUCCACCUCCACGAAUAGCAGCAGCGCCGGUGCCCUCGCAGCCAAGGCGGCCGCGCGGAGCGGCGUGAGCGUGACGAGACGCCUCCUCCACCACCGCUCGUCGCGCGCUCAGCUCCGAACCUCCGGCUCGUCCUGCCCCGCCGCGGCCUUGUCUCCGGUUCUUCCCGCCCCUCGCGGGGACCACCCAGGAAUGGAACAUGUGAUGUGUGGCAAUCUUUUCAUUAUAAAAACCACGACCAUUUGCUAUUUUUGAGAACUUUGCUUCUUGACGCCACAAGACGACAAUCCAUCCGUUUCCAGAUGUACAGAAAAAAAAUAGUUUACUGCCUUGUGGGAUAAGAAUGGUAAGGGGAGCGAUUGCUGGCCUAAGAUGAAACUGCGGUUGCAUCUACUGAUCCUGUGCGUGAUCAUCAUAUUUCUGGUGUACAACAUGGCAAAUUAUCAACAUAGGCAGACAAAGUUGGAAGUAAGAUCUCGACCAUUUGAUACAGUGACGGUGUCCGACAGAGCUGCUGUUAAGGUGUCUGAUAAGGCUGUUGCUAGGGUUAGUUAUUUGCCCCAUGGUAUAGUGGAGCCAUACUCGGACAUGGAGUUGAAGCCAUUGUGGCUGUCAAGAAGUGCGCAGUCACAGGAGUCUAACCAGAAUGAUCGGUGUUUGAUUGCCAUUGCUGCUGGUAUAAAUCAGAGAAAAAGUGUGGAUGCUAUUAUGAAGAAGUUUCUUCCAGAAAAUUUUACAGCUAUAUUGUUCCACUAUGAUGGGAAUGUCAAUGGAUGGAAUGAUCUGCCAUGGAGCAAAAGUGUGAUACACAUAGCUGCUUCUAAGCAGACAAAAUGGUGGUUUGCAAAGAGGUUCCUCCAUCCCGCUGUUGUCUCCAUGUAUCAAUAUAUCUUCCUUUGGGAUGAAGAUCUGGAAGUAGAUAAUUUUAACCCAAGAAGAUACUUAAAUAUAGUUAAAUCAGAAGGGCUGGAGAUAUCACAACCAGGUCUCGACUCUAAACUGUCUGAAAUUCAUCACCGAAUAACUGUUCGUAGAAAAACUGGGAGUUUUCACAGAAGAGUUAGUCGGGCUAACAAGGAAUGUUCAAGAGAAGGACCGCCUUGUUCUGGAUGGGUUGAGGGCAUGUCACCGGUUUUCUCAAAAUCUGCUUGGAAAUGUGUGUGGCAUCUUAUCCAGAAUGAUCUUAUCCAUGGAUGGGGCAUCGAUUACAAGUUUGGGUAUUGUGCUCAGGGUGAUAGGACAAAGAACAUUGGAGUAGUUGAUAGUGAAUUUAUAGUUCAUCGAGGGGUGCAGACGUUAGGAGGUUCUGCAAUAACAAAGGAUGAUACUCAUGGAAAAAACACCCAUACACUCCGUCAGAAAACCGCUCAAGUGCAAAAAACGAGAGUGACGGCAGCAGGCCUCGAUAUGCGAACAAAGGUCCGGAGAACAUCACGGUUGGAGCUUCAUGAUUUCCAGAGGCGUUGGGAUCGGGCUGCAAGGGAAGACAGAACAUGGGUUGAUCCAUUUGCCCGCUCCCGAAGAAAACGUAGAAAUAGAAUCCAACUGUAGAUUGGCAUAACAUUCAUAGUUACAGAAAUUUUCUUUUGCACCAUCGAUUUUAGAGUGUAUGAUAUUCGGUUGCAUAAUUAACUCUCUAUAAAAUCUUGUGAAUCCGAGGCAUGCUUA
This is a messenger RNA of Phragmites australis (common reed), 1878 nucleotides long. RefSeq lists its product as uncharacterized. The record is from RefSeq and is a predicted model, not a curated record. The coding region runs from base 583 to 1761 and encodes 392 amino acids. NCBI's taxonomy places the organism in Eukaryota, Viridiplantae, Streptophyta, Magnoliopsida, Poales, Poaceae. The transcript has 16 exons.